Molecule: messenger RNA, 4535 nt
Organism: Nanorana parkeri
Lineage: Eukaryota; Metazoa; Chordata; Amphibia; Anura; Dicroglossidae
Gene: IBTK
Product: inhibitor of Bruton tyrosine kinase
Exons: 31
Coding region: 417-4526 (1369 amino acids)
Biological process (GO): negative regulation of protein phosphorylation
Cellular component (GO): nucleoplasm; cytoplasm
Molecular function (GO): protein tyrosine kinase inhibitor activity; protein kinase binding
Source: RefSeq, a predicted model, not a curated record
GGUGGGUCGCUGUCAUGAAGAUUGUAAUGUGUGUCAUGUCCCUGUGUGCCCCCAGCUCUUCUGUCUUCAACUAGCAACCGGGCCACUUUGCAAUCAUGGAAUUUUAAGAAGAAGAAACGUCUUCAGAGCGGGGGGAGCUCCCCUCCCUCUGACCUAGCUGCCUCCUCUCUGCGUUGGACUCAUGGCAGGAACUUAAAAACAGAGGACUGUAGCACAUAGUUCUAUUUUUGUAUAGACGUUAAGGACAGCAUUGGCUGGUUUACAUUUGUACAAAUAUUUAUUAUUAAUAAUAUAGUGCCAAAGGAGUUUUGACACUCACAAAUGAAGGAGACAAUGUUUGUUUUUCUGUUGUGUGGCUGAUCUGUGCUUUUGGAAUCUGCUAAUAUUUAAGUAGUUUUUCCCCCCUCCCCCCAAAAAUGGAUUUGGUAUGGCCAGAAUGUACGACACGGUGCCGCUCUCUGCAGCAUGCUUUGGAUGUGAUCUCGGUAGUGACCCGGGGAAGUGAGCAGCAAAUUAAGGCUUUCCUCUCCUCCUACUGCUGCAAUGCCACUACAUUAAAGGAUGAUUAUGGGCGCAACGCUCUUCACAUUGCCGCGUCCUGUGGAAAGAAAGAAGUGCUGGAUUGGUUGGCGUCAAAAGGGGUGGACUUGUCGGUGAAAGACAAAGAAUCUGGGUGGACAGCAUUCCACAGAAGUAUCUUUUAUGGGCAUAUUCAUUGUGCAUUUUCUCUCUUAAAGCUUGGGAGUAAUCUGCACGUUCAGGAUAAAGAUGGAUUUUCUCCCUUGGAUCUUGUAAUGAAAGACCGUCCUUCCCAUGUUGUUUUUCAGAGCAGCGAUCCCACUGAAGUUUUCACGUGGGGAAAUAAUAUUAAUUUCACUUUGGGCCAUGGAAGCCAACAAAGUAAACAUCACCCAGAAGUAGUGGACAUGUUUCCUCGCUCAGGCAUAUAUAUCAAACAGAUGGUACUUUGCAAGUUUCACUCAGUCUUCCUGUCUCAGAAAGGGCAGCUUUACACUUGUGGCCAUGGUCAGGGUGGUCGGCUUGGUCACGGCGAUGAACUCACAUGUCUGGUACCAAGAUUGGUGGAAGGUCUGACUGGUCACCCUUGUAGUCAGGUGGCUGCUGCCAAGGACCAUACCGUAGUAUUGACAGAGGAUGGAUUUGUGUACACAUUUGGCUUAAACACUUUUCAUCAACUAGGCAUAUUACCUCCCCCUUCAAGCUGUAAUAUUCCUAGACAGGUUCAAGCCAAAACUUUGAAAGGCAAAUCAGUGAUAGGGGUGACUGCUGGAAGGUUUCACACUGUCCUGUGGAGUAGAGAUGCAGUGUAUACAAUGGGACUAAAUGGAGGUCAAUUAGGAUACCUGGUAGAUCCCAAUGGAGAAAAGCUUGUCAGCAGUCCUCGGCAAGUCUCUGCUCUGCACCAUAAAGACAUUAGUAUAUCUCUUGUGGCUGCUAGUAAUGGAGCUACAGUCUGUGUUACUGAUAGAGGAGACCUAUACCUUCUUACAGAGUACCAGUGCAAGAAGCUAGCAUCAAAGCAACUAAACUUAAAAAAAGUUCUUGUUUGUGGAGGAUAUUUGGAUCAAAAAGCCGAUACGCAGCAUCUCAAAGAAAAUGGUGGCCAGUCUGUUAGUAUACUUGCCUUGGAUCAAGCUGGAAGAGUAUUUUGCUGGAAGUCUUCCAGCACUUCGCUGAAGCAGUGCCGUUGGGUUUAUGGCCGCCAAGUGUUUAUGUCUGAUUUUGCCCUUAAUAAGAAUGAAAUGCUGUUUAUCACUCCAGAAGGUGAAGGGUUUACUGGAAAGUGGAUGUGUGAGAAGAAAAACUGCACAGAUAAAAAAGGGGGUUUAAUAUUCUCAUUGAUCGUAGUGUUUUGUUCUCCUGCAGCGCAUUAUGUGUCAGGGCUGGCUGCCUCUUAUCUCCUUUUACUACUUGCACUGGCAAUUGAGCCUCUGCUCCUUAUAAUACAGUCUACUGAAGUGGUGGGCUUUGUAAAAGGUCAAGAGGAUAUACAUGCAUUUAUAUUUUUCCCAACCUCACCUCACUCAUUCAAAACAAAUCUCCUUUUUGAAGUCCCUGUGGUGUCUUCCUCAAUUUUUGCUGAAGAUUUUGGUAAACUGCUUGAAGAAGUUGACGAGCUGGACAACAUUCACGAUGUGACUUUCCUGGUGGGUUCCCAGACAUUUCCUGCACACAAAUACAUACUGUCCAUGAAAUGCGACUACUUCCGCAAGCUGUUUUCUUCAGGGGACAGUAACCAAGCUGACUUUCAAGAUCUCUACCAUAAUGGAGAGGAUUCAGCAGGGCAUGAUCUGAUUGUCAUUGAGAAAGUCCCCCCAGGGCUUUUCACUUACAUCCUGCAGUUUGUGUACACUGACACAUGUGACAUGUUGGUCUACGGUCACAAACCCAGAUUUGUCUUCAAAGAAAAAAUAGAAGAAAAUCAAGAUAACAUCAUUUCAGAUUUCCAGAAGAUUCACUUUCAUGAGGAUGGCAAAGGCAAGUCUGCCUAUGAGGUGUACAAGAACAGCCAGAUCUGUGCGAACAUUGACAAAAAAAAGGGCAAAACAAAGCCGUCCAAAAAGAGCAAAUAUGUUAGUGAAGAAACUAGCCCUGUUAAAAUGCUGCAGAAUCUAGCCAAGAGGUUUGGCCUCAGCAAUUUGAGUUCAAGGCUGGAUGGCGUUCGAUAUGAAAAUGGAGCAAUUAAUGUUGUAAACAAGAAAAGUGGGAACAAGCAAAGAUUUAACCAAAAGAAAUGUACCUCGUUGUGUGAUGUAACAAUGAGAUCAGAGGAUGGAAAAGAAUUUAACUGCCAUAAAUGUGUUCUUUGUGCCAGGCUUGAAUACUUUCACUCCAUGCUUGGCAACCCUUGGAUUGAGGCAUCCUGCUGUACAGCUCUAGAAAUGCCCGUCCACUCGGAUGUAUUGCAGGUUAUUAUUGAGUAUAUCUACACCGAUGAAGCUCCUAGAGUAAAAGAGUCUGCAAACGUGGAGUUUAUAUGCAAUGUCCUAGUAAUGGCUGAUCAGCUACUUAUCAUUAGAUUGAAGGAGAUAUGCGAGGUCACACUUACUGAGAGACUUACCCUGAAAAAUGCUGCUGAGUUAUUGGAGUUUGCUGCUUUGUACAAUGCCAAUCAGCUGAAGCUUUCCUGUUUCCAGUUUAUAGGACUGAAUAUGGCAGCUUUGUUGGAAGCAAGGUCAUUGGAUGUUUUGAGUGAUGAUGUCCUGAAAGACCUGGCAGAUUCUUAUAGAAAAAUGAUUCCUGCCAUGGACAAGAGACUCCUUACCCCAUAUUUGGAUGGUCCUGACAUCAGCACUUUAGAGACAGAAGACAUUGAAAGUUUCAUGUCCAUCAGGGAGGACAGUUUUUCUGAACAAGCCACCCCAGAAACAGUUUUCAAAAAAACUAAAACUAAAGCCAAAAAGAAACCAAGGAAACGUUUGGACAGCUCUGGAGGAUACAACCUUUCUGACAUUAUUCAGAGCCCACCUUCAACAGGACUGUUCAAAUCAGAGAAAAACAAUUCUGUUGAGUCACUGCAGGACUUGCUGACUUCAGAUUCUGAAGGAAGCUUUGCAGGAGCAAGUAGCCCAAGAGAUUUGCAGUCACCUGAUUUUACUGCCGCAUUCAGUCCUGAGAAAAAGGAGGCAAAAAAUAAAGUUUGCAAUAUUAGCACCAGCAUCUCCCCACCGCCAGUAAGUGGGCCAGCUGCUAAAAAUGUGCCAAAACUCACAACUUCUUCUCCGAAGGCGAUUCCAAACAGCAAGCCUGCACCUACCACUUCUCCAAACUGGGUCACUGUGUCUUUCAGUCCCAUCAGUCCUCCUGCUAUGGAUCUCAGAAAAAUCAUGGAGAUAGAGGAAAAUAGUCAAAAAUUUGGAGCUACACCAAAACUGAGUACAGGGGUACAAAAGCCUAGCAUUCAUGGUACAAAGCUGUCUCAGAAGCAGCGGAAAAUGAUGGCAAUGUCUUCUAAAGAGAUUGGCAGCACAGAAAGUACAGUUAAGAGUGCUACAGUUACAAAUAGCAAGAGCACACCAAAAACAUGGUCCUCCUCUGUACAGUCUGCGUCAGAGCACAAGUCUUUCCGUGACCUCCUUCUUGAAGAACAAAAAUCCGUCAUCUCUCUAAAUUCACUGGGCAAUGCUGGUAAAAAAAACCUCCAGGCGGAGGAAACUGACCCUCGCAGAUUGGCAAGGAAACCCCCUGAAGCGGUGAUCCAGGAAGCCAAGCUGAAAUGUGAUGUGCCACAGCAAGACACUUCAAACCCGUGGCUUUCAUCGUUAAGCAAGAACAAAUCAUCCGUGGUCCCUGUCACUUUUACUGCCAUUGUGGAGGAGGAGAAGCAACAGGAAGCUGCUCUUAUAAGGAGUCGGGAAAAGCCGUUGGCACUGAUUCAGGUUGAAGAACGUGCAAUUCAGGAUCUGUUGGUACAUUACCAGGCCAUAGAUAACCCAGAGGAAUAUAUAACUAUUGAACGCUCACCUCAGGGCCCAAUGGCAGCUCCAAUGUGGAACAAGCAUUAAUUAUAACAU